UGUCCCAUCUAUGUUUUUUAGCCGUCCGUGACGUCCAAAAUAGAUAAUAACAACCCCCAAACGCCGCGGCUGUGCGUCAUAUUGUCUUUACACCAACGCCCAGUGCGUGUGCUCGUAGUAGACCGACCGGUCGGGUAAGAAUAUUAGACAAUCUGUGACUGAAACACGCACUACUUUGCGCGAGUGGAAGCACUCCCGUUUCCGCGUGGGUUGUGCGGUCCCGGAUUCUCAGUCGUCUGAUUCUGACCAGAAAGCGUCGCAGACGACGUUUUUCUUCAUUUCCUCCGGUUUUUGGCGAUUCUCGCCAAUUCUGCGCCGGCUUUCGGCUCAAGCUGCACGCCAUGGACAGCUUAGCGCACGACAGAAAGCUCAGCGAGCUGGGCUCCAACGACUUCAACGAUAUUUUGGACACGGACGUCUUCAGACUGCCCCCGAAUGACCAGUUGGACGACCUGCCCUCUGAUUGGCUGAAUGGCCUGCUGGACGAACCACUGAUCCCUGACAAGCCGCUGAACGAUGUUUCGCUGGCACCACCACCACAGAUCCAGGCAGAACACAGCUACUCCAUGAUGAGUGCUGCAGACCUCGCUAUGGAGGAAUCCCUGCGCAUCAAGACUGAGGAAAAUGACUUUGACAUGGCAGACUGGAUGACGUCUGGACACAUGGACCACGGCAUGAUGCACGAUGACCCGAUGGACUACGACAUGGGAAACACAGCCUACCACAUGGCUGAGCAGAUGGAGCCCCUCGAUCUCAUCAAGAUCAAGACUGAACCAACCGAUCCUGACUUGUACUUCCACACCGGCGCUGAUGAUUUGGAUGUCCAGAUGCCCCCCACACCUCCCAGCAGUGCCAGCAGCGACUCAGAAGGCGGCUCCAGCCCCCGCGCCAUCCCGGACAGCCCCACGCGCCCCACGUUCAGCAAACAGGCCGGCCAGUCCAGCGGACCAAUGUCACCAAACCCCGGACAGAACCUGCUCACAAACUUCCAGAAACUGCCGCCUUCCGGACCUUUGAUCCUGACCGAAGAGGAAAAGAGAACGCUGAUCUCCGAGGGUUAUCCCAUCCCGACCAAACUCCCACUCACAAAGGCAGAGGAAAAGUCACUGAAAAAAGUCCGCAGAAAAAUCAAGAACAAGAUUUCAGCACAGGAAAGCAGAAGAAAAAAGAAGGAGUAUGUUGAUCAGUUGGAAAAGAGAGUGGAGAACUUCACACAUGAAAACAACGAGUUGAGAAAGAAAUGCAAUACACUGGAGUCCAGCAACAAGACGUUACUGGUCCAGCUACAGAAGUUGCAGGCGCUGGUCAACAGAGUGCCGCGGCCCUGCAGGACCAACGCCACACAGACAGGCACCUGUCUCAUGGUUUUGGUGGUCUUCUUCGCCAUUUUCCUGGGCAGCUGGAGCCCCACCCUUUACCUCCCCUCCAUGACAAGUUACCUGCCCACCCCCUUCACACACUCAGUGGUACAGUCCAACUCCGGACCAAACCACAUCGGGUUAGCAGGGGUGCCACACUCCGGUGGCGGGGAUGACUACACCACCCCCAACAGACAUUCCUCCCGAGCCCUGUUUGCGUUCACGGAGGAGGUGACAGACGACGUGUCUCACUUCGAGCAGGGCCUGGAUCCCGUGCUGGAGAAGCUAUGGCAGGAGCUGCCCGACGACGCGUACGCCAUCGUCAACAACGAGACAGACAAACCGCUGGUUCUCUCCGGCGGGGAAGAAGACGCGGCGUUCGGGUCUGGUACGGUCCUGCACCCGGACAUCGCCGCCGAGGUGUCCUCCAAGCUCAUCUCCCUCGAACACAGGGCUAACGCUACAGCUUAGGCAUUUGUGAUAUAUUCUUCAUACAGCUAAUGAUAAGAUAUCAUCUGUAUUAUGACUGGAGCUCUGGAAUAUAAAAGGUAUGAAUUCACAGUCGCGCAUUUGCCUUAAUUACUUCCACUAUACAUGCGUGUUACAAAGUCUCCACACAAAAAAAUGUAGCAAACGCUUUGAAGAUACAUACAUGUAUACUUUAUUCUACAAUGUAAGGGUUAGCCUUCCUUUUAAGUUUUACUGCAAUGUGUUACUUAACAUCACAUCAUUCCAUAACAUGAUGGGCGCUCGGCGGCAUUGUUUUUGUGUAGGCCUCUGCAACUGUUAACGGCGUUUAAAAAUUCUGAAAAGUAAUUCAGUAGUAUCUUAAAGGGGCCAAAUUUUUUUAGUAGCUGUAUCAGCGUUCUGUAUUAUAUUUAUAUUCUGGAUGGAUUUAGUUUGGAACCACAUAGGUUUGUAGGGUUAUGUGGACGAUGGACUGGUAACUGGACUUUGAGACAGUUAAUUCCUUAUUAGCUGGUAAGAUAAAGAUAUACUGAUAACAAAAGGUUGACAACAAAAAAAACAGAGAUGACUAUUUCUUUUGAUUGUAAUGAUAACCAUUGUCACCCAGUUAAGUUGUGGUUGAUAUGGUAUACACUGUAUAUGUGUUUGGUAAGAUAGUUUCUUUUUAAGUAAGAGUCUAUUUUGUUAGGUUGAGAUGGACCGUUAUGUCAUUUGUAGUCUGUGACACACGCGCACCAGACUUGAAGAUCGCAGACCUUCAUAUGAAAUACACAAGAGAUCUUUAGAUGUAGUAGGACGACGAAAAUGAUGACAUAUUUUAAAUCGUAAUAUGGAAAACUGGUUAAAGAAGUUUGAAACAGACUCCUGCGUAGCCGAGGAGGUAGAAUGUUUCACAUCUUGUGUUGGUCUGAAAGAGUGCUGUGUCAGAGCUCUAUUUUCCUGAAAUGCGAAUAAAGAUACUUGUACAGCACAAAAUUCCUGCAGAAUAAAAUAUAUAUGGAAUAUGAUGAA
Messenger RNA from Branchiostoma floridae (Florida lancelet), 2837 nucleotides. Its product is annotated as cyclic AMP-responsive element-binding protein 3-like protein 1. The coding region runs from base 342 to 1829 and encodes 495 amino acids. Gene Ontology annotation, biological process: regulation of transcription by RNA polymerase II. The transcript is spliced from 10 exons. The record is from RefSeq and is a predicted model, not a curated record. Gene Ontology annotation, molecular function: DNA-binding transcription factor activity, RNA polymerase II-specific; cAMP response element binding. NCBI's taxonomy places the organism in Eukaryota, Metazoa, Chordata, Leptocardii, Amphioxiformes, Branchiostomatidae.